Messenger RNA from Corythoichthys intestinalis (scribbled pipefish), 1636 nucleotides. RefSeq names its product RAB32a, member RAS oncogene family (gene rab32a). NCBI's taxonomy places the organism in Eukaryota, Metazoa, Chordata, Actinopteri, Syngnathiformes, Syngnathidae. The record is from RefSeq and is a predicted model, not a curated record. Bases 513 to 1154 code for a protein of 213 amino acids. The transcript is spliced from 3 exons. Gene Ontology annotation, biological process: endosome to lysosome transport; phagosome-lysosome fusion. Gene Ontology annotation, cellular component: phagocytic vesicle; lysosome; trans-Golgi network. Gene Ontology annotation, molecular function: GTPase activity; GTP binding.
AAUAGUUGCUUCUUGUAAUGACAUAUUUAAUUCCACCUUAAGUUUCUUCUACUUUAACAAUAAGAAUGCGCAUUAAGUAUAAGAAUAUACAGUACAUGGUGCCGGUGUAUUGUAUUUCCAAAUGUUUUCCAGUCUAUGAUAGUGAUGGUUUUUAUGUCUAAAAAGUAUCAACGGAAAAACUCCGUGUUGAAUAACAAUAGAAUGAGAUAGGCCUUUAUGUUUUGGACACGUUGAACGAGGCUGUACAAUAAAAAAGACGGUUUAUACGGACAUGUUAUUGGACAUUUUAUUUCAUGUUUGCUAAGUUUGUGCAGUACUGUCGUGAUACUUCCGGGUCAUGUGACUCCAGGGGGCGGAGCAAUACAUGCCAGCCCGGGCCGUGAUACGUCACGUCCUACUUUUCUUUUCAACUUCUCGUGCGUGAGGAAGAACUCAUGACACACAAAUACACCCACGCGCGUCCACUUUCAUAAAAGUUGGGUUGCUGUAUUCUUGCGUAGUUUGAGGCGAGCAUGGCCGGCGGUUCGGUGUCGGAGUGCAAGGAGUACUUGUUCAAGGUGCUUGUUAUCGGCGAGUUGGGCGUGGGGAAGACGAGCAUCAUCAAGCGGUAUGUGCACCAACUCUUCUCCCAGCAUUACCGAGCCACCAUCGGCGUCGAUUUCGCCCUCAAGGUCCUCAACUGGGACAGCAAGACGCUCGUUCGACUACAGCUUUGGGAUAUUGCAGGCCAGGAGCGCUUCGGGAACAUGACGCGGGUGUACUACAAGGAGGCGGUGGGGGCCUUCGUGGUUUUCGACGUGACCAGGGGUUCAACGUUCGAGGCCGUCUCCAAGUGGAAACACGACCUGGACAGCAAGGUGAAGCUAGCUAAUGGCGGUCCGAUCCCAUCGGUGCUGCUAGCUAACAAGUGCGACCAGAAGAAGGAAGGCUACAACAACACCACGCUCAUGGACAACUUCUGCAAGGAAACGGGCUUCCUGGGCUGGUUCGAGACAUCCGCCAAGGACAACAUUAACGUCGAUGAAGCGGCCAAAUUCCUGGUGGAAAACAUCCUGGCCAACGACAAGGGUUUGCCGUAUGAGGAGAGCAAUGGAGACCGCAUCAAACUGGAUCAGGAGACUGUGACGGCGGAGAGCAAGCCGGGCUGCUGCUAACACUCAAUGCAUCCCACGUUAACAGGCUCACACAAAAAAAAACAUACCCUUGACGUCGCCCCUUAAGUGCAAGCCAUGGCGGGAUUGUUUCGGGAAAGCUCCAGGAGGACUGAGGCUUUUUUUGACCUGCAGUUUUAUUUUCUAUUUUUUAAUAAAUAGCCAAAUGCUUCAUUAAUGGCCUCCAAGAUAGCGUCACAGUCUAUCAUCUAUCAACAAACAACUACCGGUACUUUUUUUUUUUUUUUUUUUUUUUUUGAGCAUUUACUCACCACUUUACAGUUAAUCUCAGCCCUCAAUACUUGAAGUUGGCUCAUCGGCCGUGGACUUUGCCUGACGACAAGGGCUCAGGCUUUAAUUAUUACCGUAAUUUUCAGACUAUAAGCAGCUACUUUUUUCCCUCAUUUUUAAUCCUGCGUCUUAUAGUCCAGUGUGGUUUAUUUGCUUAUUUAUUUGGUUAACACAGUGCUUCUCAAUUAUUUUAU